AUGAAUAGCUCCAUGGACCCUCGCGUAUUGAUCAAUUAUUACCUUCGCAAAGGCUGGUACGACCAUGUGCAGCGCCUAUGUGAGCAGAUCCUCGAGAAGAAAGGCAGCGACUCGGACAUCCUGUUCUGGCGCGCCUUUGGCAUCGUAUUGGAGCGCAGCUAUUCGUCUGCCAUUCGAGAGCUCGAGAACCUCAAAAGAACGGGACGUGACGUGGAGCUUCCAUGUCUUCACGCGUUGGUGUACGCCCACUCGCAGUGCAAACACGUCGAUCACGACGAAGUGGCGCAGCUGGAACUGCAGCUCGUCAUGGCCGAGGAGAACGCGUCUAGCGCGAGUUUGAUGCUCUGCGCCACGUUCUUCUGGCACUUAAACGAACAUGCAAAAGCUCGCAAGAUAAUCGAUCAAAUUCUGAGUACCAACGGUAAAAGCAGCUCCGAUGGAGCACUCCGUCAGCGAGCUCUGAUCCUGCGUGGGUGGGUGGAUCUCACCGUGGAUGCCAAGAUCAAACGCGAAGCCGACUUACGAGACGGAGCUAUCCGAUACUUUGACCAAGUGACAGACCGAAAAGAUGCCGAGUUGGUGUUGGGUAUGGCCAAGUACUUUGACGUGAAGAAGGCGUAUCCGCGCGCUCUUGAGUCUUACGACGAACUUACGGUGCAGUUUCCAUGGUUCAAACACUCGUUGAGUGAAAAGGCCUUGGUCUUGCUUAAAAUGGGCAGCUGGGACCAAUGUAUGGACAGUGUAGAGCGAGUAUUAAGUGAGAAUGCUCAUGAUAUUGAGGCGCUGCGUAUCAUGAUCCUGCUGCUGUUGUCUCGUGAAGGCCGCGCCCGUGAGGCUGCCGAGCGUAUCCGAGAAUUGCUGGAAGCUCUUAAACGAGUAGAACCAGCCAACCCAGAGCUCUUCUGUGAGAUCUCUCGCUGUACUGCUCGUGUAUCUGAUCGAGACGCGGAGGUCUUACAGUGCAGCUUGGGACUGAUAGAACACGCCAUCCAACUAAACGCUGAGAGUGGAGCUUUCCGUGCCGAGCGUGGCUACCAACGCGCACUACUAGGCGACUUUGCAGAAGCCAUGGAGUCGUACAAAGAAGCCUUGAAGCUGGACGAGUCCAACGAGAUGGCACUGCACGGGAUGAUCUACUGCCAGAUCAAACUGGGACAGCUUGAAGACGCCUCGCAGCAAAUGGAAUUCCUUUGCGUCAUCCAGGAAUCUCUUGGUGCCAGUGCCAACUUUGCAUUCCUCCAGGCAUUGCUCAGCUGGGAGAAGGACCGAGAUCGAGUUAGACAGGUCAAGCUUCUGCAACAGACCAUGCAGAUUCACAUGGACAGGCUCAAGGAGACCAUCCAAGGACCUGACGUCUCCACGCACGACACGAUGAGUCUUCUUAACCCCCUGUUCCUCGUGGAAGUGGCCACGGAAUUCGUCCAAGGGGACACGUCGAAGCAAGGCAGUUCCAAUGACAGCUCAUCGGAUGCAGUUACUAAAGGCAUAAGCAUCCUCGAGAAGCUCGUCAACAAGUCACCGGGCUUUUUACGAGCCCAGUUCGUGCUCGCACAGGCUUACUUUGGUUGUCAGCGACUGGAUGAAGCUUAUCAGGUAUCAAAUUUAAUCCUGAAAAAGGAGCCUGGACACUCCAAGGCGCAUCUCAUGCAUGCUCGAGUGAGUCUAGAACGUGAACACUUCAAAGCAGCUUCGGCCUCUCUGGAUCAGGCUCUCAGCUACGACUUCUCGGUGCGUCAAUCGCUCUCGUACUACAUCAUUAAGGCGCGUAUUCUCGAGAACGCGGGCGAUGUGCGUGAAGCGCUUCAGACGCUGCAGACCGCGAUGAACAUGAUCCAAAGCGCUGGAAGUUCUGGAAGCAGUAGCCGUCGUCAGAAACACGCUGCGGAGAAUAAUGGCAACGCUUCGCUUUUCGACAAGGCCUCGGUGUACAUCCACAUGGCGCAGGUACUCUCACAGCUCAACGACAUCGUUGAGGCCACGAAGACAGUGCGCGAGGCCCUCGACGUCUUCCGAGGCACCUCAGAAGAAGUCCGCGUACUUGUAGCCAAUAGUGAGCUGGCCAUCAAACGUGGCGACUACGACGCAGCUAUCGCCAUGCUCAGCAGCGUUCCCGUGGGCUCUCCGGCGUUCACUAAGGCGCAAAUGGUCAAAGCCGACAUCUAUCUGCAGUAUCGCAAGGACAAACAUCUGUACGCACGCUGCUACCAGGAGCUCGUGGCGAUCAAUCCUUGCCACGCAACACACGUGAGUUUGGCUGAGGCCUACUUACGCAUUCAAAUGCUGGACGAAGCGGUGCAGUCCUUCGAACGUGCCAAGGCACUAAGCCCAGGAGACCCCACGAUCGCGGGCCGGAUCGGACGCGUGCUCAUCUCCAAGCAUGACUAUCUCAAAGCCGUCGACUACUACGAGACAGCGCUCAAGAUGGCGCCGGGGAACCUGGUGCUGCGCAAAGAUCUUGCUGAGUUGUACGCCAAACUCCGUCACUUUGAUCAAGCUCUGCGUGUCGUCCAGCAAGCACCACCGAACGACUCCGAGGCUUUGAGUCACCUGCUUCAAGUCGUAGAGCUCCAACUAGUCCUGCCAUCAAUUCACCGCGGAUUGGGCAGCGACGAAAUGGCAGUACAGGCGUUGUUGAAGGCCUACGCCAUCCAGAAGGUGAUUCUGGACCGCCAGAAGGACGAACAACCCGACGUGCUCAACAAACAGCGAGCUGUUAUUGCCAGUACGUGUUUCCAGAUUGCGAACAUCUACGCGUCCGCGUCAGGCACCAAUGAGCGUGAGAACGUCGUCAAGUACUGCACGUUGGCUCUUCGUUCGGACGAAACGCACGAGUCCUCGCUGCUGUAUCUGGCGCGUGCGUAUCAGCAGAUCGGCGACCUGGAUCAAUGCCAAGUGCGCUGUUCCACGCUGCUUCGACUCAAUCCAGCACACGAAGAGGCGGCCUUGAUGUUGGCCGACUUGUUACUCCAGAAGGAAGACAACGACUCCGCCAUCUACCACUUCCAGCAGCUUCUGGACAGUCGUCCCGACAACUUCGCAGCGCUCAGUCGAUUCCUCGUCAUGCUGCGUCGAGCAGGUAAACUCCACACGUCUUCGACUGACAAGGAGCAGGGGAGUUUGGCUCAACGGUAUCUACGUCUAGCAGAACGCAGUGCCAACGUUCGUGUCGCGCAUGCUCCUGGCCUUCACUUCUGCAAAGGUCUGUAUGCUCGCUACCGUAACAACGUGGUGGAAGCCAUCGACGAGUUCAACUUGGCUCGACGUGAUCCGGAAUGGGGCGAAAGAGCGCUCAUCAACAUGAUCGAGAUCUACCUGAACCCAGACAACGAAAACCUCUGGGACUCUGCCAACGACGCCACGGACGGCAACACGAAGGAGCAGACGGAGAACUUGCGGAUCGCUAACACUCUGUUAGACGAGCUGCCUAUUGCUCGUAAUGAACGCGACGCUAAACUGCGGGUGCUCGAAGCCUACGCGGUUCUGGCAGUUCGCACGAAGAGUAUGUUGGACAAGGCCAUCCAGAUCUUCAUGGAGAUCUUGGAGACUGUCGACCGCGACUACGUUCCAGCGUUACUUGGCCUGGCCACAGGCUACAUGCUCAUCAAGCAGCAGCCCAAAGCGCGCAACCAACUCAAGCGCAUCGCCAAGAUGACGUACGACCAAACACUCGCUGACGAGUUCGAGCGCAGUUAUCUCUUGCUGGCAGAUAUCUACAUCAACCGAGGCAAAUUCGACUUGGCUCAGGAACUCUGCAAGCGUUCGCUCACGCACAACAAGUCGGCGGGGAAAGCCUGGGAGCUGCUUGGACUGGUGAUGGAGAAGGAGCAGUCGUACAUCGACGCAGCAGAAUGCUACCAAGAAGCCUGGACGUGCGAGGGUGAAGCGAGCGCCGCGAUCGGAUUCAAGCUGGCCUUCAACUACCUUAAGGCCAAGAAGCUCGUCCUCGCGGUCGACGUGUGCAACAAGGUUCUGGAUCAGUAUCCGGACUAUCCGAAGAUCCGGAAGGAGAUCCUGGAGAAGGCGUACGCUGGCUUCCGACCCUAG
Phytophthora infestans T30-4 is the source of this 4044-nucleotide messenger RNA. RefSeq lists its product as uncharacterized. The record is from RefSeq and is a predicted model, not a curated record. Lineage: Eukaryota; Oomycota; Peronosporomycetes; Peronosporales; Peronosporaceae. Gene Ontology annotation, biological process: protein localization to cilium; intraciliary retrograde transport. Gene Ontology annotation, cellular component: intraciliary transport particle A. The transcript has 2 exons. Gene Ontology annotation, molecular function: protein binding. The coding region runs from base 1 to 4044 and encodes 1347 amino acids.